Bombus huntii is the source of this 7725-nucleotide messenger RNA. RefSeq names its product solute carrier organic anion transporter family member 4A1 (gene Oatp26F). Lineage: Eukaryota; Metazoa; Arthropoda; Insecta; Hymenoptera; Apidae. Gene Ontology annotation, biological process: sodium-independent organic anion transport; transmembrane transport. The record is from RefSeq and is a predicted model, not a curated record. The transcript has 12 exons. Gene Ontology annotation, molecular function: protein binding. Gene Ontology annotation, cellular component: membrane. Bases 2521 to 4659 code for a protein of 712 amino acids.
GUUGGAGAAUUUAAGUCUAAAAUACUUUUGUAAUUUCUGACUGAUACUCGCUCUUGUGGAUCUCGAAGACACUUAAAUAUCGAGACUUCGAGACGGAAAAUUUUAUUACCCAGAUCGAUUAGUAGUCAGAAGACGCGGUACAAAAUAAAAUAGCGAUUUUAUGAGAUUCCACGAAUAUGAAGCUUCUUUCCAACUGAAAUUUUUAAUAUCUCCGAAUCUAAGAAACAUACCGCAACGUAUCUUUAUAAAACUCUUAUAAAUUUUGAAUAACUCUGCAUACUUUAAAAUCACGAUUUACUGCGAACAGUGUUUUAAACUUCGUCCUGUAAAUCCAAGAAACUUUUACGUCUCAACAAUUCGCAACUAACACCCUACGUAAACAAAAACCACGAUUUAUUUCAUUUUUCACGCUGCAUCUCACAAACUCGUCCCUCUAUUUGCCUCCACCGACUCGACAAACUCGUACUUUCCCAUUAACGAAGAAAGCAACAACGACAAAGUCCGAGUGUCCAAGAGAAACCUUCGCAAAGCCCCACGUAGCUUCCGGAAAGGACAACUUCGUCCUUAGAACGCAACGCGCGUAAUUACACUAUCAAGUAUAGUACUGUAGGGAUCAACGUAAUAAACUAAGAAUUAAAUAGAAUAUCGUAAGAAUCGACAAACCGCAGAUUGAAAAUCGAAUUAUCGAUGAUCAUCAAAAAGGAGCGCAGUUGUUCCUUCAGAUGCAAAGAUCAAACAGAAUAUUAUAAGUAUCGAUACAGCGGAUUAAAUAUUUGCUAAUACGAUAGAUUAAAUAUCAAACAUCUAUAGAGAUCGAUAAAAUAAAUCGAGGAUCAAAUACAAUACCACAAGGGCAAAUAAAAUAAAUCAAGGGUCAGUCAAGCACGAUACAACACAAGGAUCGGUAAGACAUUAUCGGUACGAUCAAUCAGAGAUUAAAUAGAAUACUAGAGGGAUCGAUAAAAUACGAUCAAGGUUCCCAGCGAUCGCGAGUGAUCGACGAGAGAAGGCAGCUGUUCGAUCGAACGAAAGGAGAAUUAUAAAUUCCCCGUCGAAAUUAUAAAUCCCGCGUAGACGAUGAAUAUUUCAUCGAGGACGAGGUGAAACACAGCGGGCCAUUCGUUCGAAAAACGAUAUUCCGGUCCUCUCGAAGGAUUUAUAACGAUGCGCGUGAACAGGCCGGAUAGAAUCUCUCGCGACGUCGCGCGUUUGACGAUCGUUGCAGGUGAAACGAGAAACGCCGGAACCGGAGGACGCGUAUAAGAGGGACGUAGGUAUAUACGAACCGGAUGGAAACUGCAAUCCGGACGUUUGACAAACGAUAGUGCCGGUAACGUGCUACAGGAACGAUCCUUCGCAGCUCGAUUAAAAGAAAACACAUUGAAACGGUGUGUCAAAACUUGUAUAUUACUCUCUAGAUGCUCCGUAGCAAAUUUCUCUUAUCGAAACUUUUAAACGAACACGUUUAAACAGUUCAAGGGGAAGGAAACAGGUUGAUACAUAUGUGUACGUAUUUAGAUAGGUUUCUAUCGUUCUCAAAAUUUUCCGGAAAAUUAUAAAGUAAUUCAUAAAAUUAGUAAAUUAAAUAAAAUAAAACAGUGUUUUCGCCCAUCGUUCCAGAAGGAGCGAGUAUAUCAAAACAGUGUACGUACGUAAACCUUCGUCGCACUUCGAAUCUUCGAAUAAAAAAUUCCAAACGAAGACGCGCAAAUCGAGUCAGUAAUCAACUGACUGAACUUAAAACGCGUUACUAAAUCGCUGCAAGAUCCGCGCGAAUCGCAGCUGUUUCUCGAAGCGGAACGUCAGUCGAAGAGCGGACUAACGAAGUGAAGAAGCGAAACGAAAAACAAAAAGAAGAUAUAAGAAAGAAGAAGAGAAGCAGCUCAAGAUUGAACAUCUUCUAGAUAUUCCUCGGUCAACGACCUCGACGAAGUGAAUGUUUAAUCGACGAAGGAACAAAACUACAGAUCGAUCCAAGAUCAUCGCAUCUCUAAGCGUAUUGUACAAGAAGAUCGCGAUCAAACUGACAGAAUUCUUCACUUCCUUCCUGCGCCCUAUCGUUCGAUACUAUCGAGCUUCUCUUUCCCGACAAUAAUAUUCGUUAUCCUACCGAGAUUGAGAAAGUCAGCGAGCUUCUGUCGAAAUUGGAUUGAGAAACGACACGAGGCAAGAAGUCGAGGAGCUGGUGGCGAACGACGAAGCGUGACUGGGUGCCGGAAGUUCCGUUCUCGACGCCACUUUUGCCCGCGAUGAGAAACGGUUUCGCGGAACGUGACACGCUCGACGAAUCCGCAAUCACGAUGGAAAUAUCAUAUAGCGGAAUUUCGAAGCGAUCGACGUCGCUUCUUUGAGAAAAUACAACGUAGAACGGAGAGAACCGAUAGUUAGAGGGAGAAACCGGAAACGGAGGAUGCUAGGAUCGAUCAGUGCCGCGUAAACGAAAUUUGACAAGUGUAUAAGACACAGUGUGUUUCCGUUUCGACGUUUUUGGUGUGGAACGUGAAAGAAGAGGCAAGAAUCAUGAGGGAUAAAUUUGCAUUCAGCUCUGGGGUGCCGGACAUGCACGAGACCCUUUCCAGUUUUUCGGAACAGUUCAGGGACGGACCGCCGAAACCGGAAAUAAAGCCGGAAACAGCCAAGGAGUCGGAGAGGACGGAUGAACCGAAGUGUGGUUGGUUCUGGUUCAGGCCCAUGUAUCUGCAGCAAUUUCGGACCGCGAAAUGGGCGCUUUUCUGGUUAUGUUGGACAGGUGCAAUGCAAGGUAUGGUGGUCAAUGGUUUUGUGAACGUGGUCAUAACCACGAUAGAAAGGAGAUUUGGUCUGAGGUCAUCGCAGACGGGCUUGAUAGCGGGCGGAUACGACAUAGCUAGUUUCCUUACACUCGUUCCAGUGAGCUAUCUAGGCGGCCGUUCAAAAGCAUCGAAACCGAGGUACAUAGGCAUAGGUGUUGUAGUCUUAGGCUUAGGAAGUCUACUUUUCGCGUCUCCUCACUAUAUUGCUGGACCAUACAGAGGCGGCCAGCAAUCGGAAAAUAUAUGCCAGAGGGUGACGAACACAUCGUCCCGUUCGCUAUCCUGUAAUGGAUCCGUGGGCCAAACAGACCAAGAACCAUACAGCGGAUUGUACUUAACUAUCUUUCUGAUGGCCCAACUUCUGCACGGGGCGGGUUCCGCUCCUUUCUAUACGCUCGGCGUUACGUACCUAGAUGAGAACGUGUCGAAAAAGAUGUCCUCUGUGUAUGUAGGAAUUUUCUACACAAUGGCCAUAAUAGGGCCUGCAUUAGGGUAUGUUGUCGGAGGCGAGUUGUUGAAGCUGUAUACAGAUUUUAUCACCGUAGAUCCGUCAGAGAUUGGCUUAACACCAAACAGCAACGUAUGGGUGGGAGCAUGGUGGAUAGGUUUCCUAGCAGCUGCGGUUAUAUGUUUCGUAAUUGCUAUACCGAUCUUGGCGUUUCCGGCAGCUUUACCUGGUUCGGAGAAAUUAGCCAAAGAGCGGGUGUCAGAGGCGCAUCAGAAGCCCGAGCAGCCGUCCUCGAGCGAUCGAGGGGAGGCGUUCUCGAAAAUACGUGAACUACCUCGUGCUCUGACCGAUCUGCUCGGUAAUCCAGGAUUUUUCAUGUUGAAUCUGGCAGGUGCCAGUGAAGGAUUGCUUAUCGCUGGUUUCGCCGCGUUCCUGCCGAAGCUGAUCGAAAAUCAAUUCAACGUCAGCCCUAGCUCGGCUGCGUUACUAAUGGGUCUAGUGACUGUACCCGCUGGCGGUGGCGGUACCUUCCUCGGUGGUUAUCUCAUAAAGCGUUUUAAUUUGCCGUGCUCGGGCAUUUUAAAGUUCUGUCUGCUGGCCACCGCGUCGUGUAUCGCCUUCACUUUGUGCUUCGUUCUCAACUGCCCGAAUUUAAACUUCGCCGGAGUUACCGUACCCUACUCCGACCAAACCAAAAAAUCUUUUUCACUGGACAGCACGUGCAAUAACGGUUGCGGCUGCUCGAGGUCAGAGUUCAGUCCAAUAUGCGGAGUUGAUGGGAUCACGUACUAUUCCCCUUGUCAUGCAGGAUGUUAUCAAGGAACGAGGAUAAAUAACGUCGAAGUAUAUUCAGACUGCACCUGCAUACGCGAGCCACCGAUAAAUCUGACCACCGGUGGCAAUGUGAUCAGUUACGAGGCAAUAAAUACGACUUGCAACACAUCGUGCUCCUACCUAUGGCCCUUCAUUACUCUAGCGUUUUGCAACAUGUUCAUAACUUUUCUCUGCACGAUGCCCGCGCUUUCAGCGACGCUUCGCGUCGUUCGAGAUGAUCAGAGAUCGUUUGCCUUGGGUAUUCAGUGGAUUAAAGUUAGAAUUCUGGGCACGAUACCUGCACCUAUGGUGUUCGGCGCACUUAUAGACGACACUUGCAUUUUAUGGAAUGGAACCUGCGACGGUGGAGGAUCCUGCCUCGUUUACGAUAAUUUAUACAUGAGCAGGUACAUGCUGGCGUUAGCCUUUAUCGGUAAAGCAGCGUCCCUCCUGUUCUUUUUCCUGGCUUGGUGGACGUACAUUCCUCCGAAUAGAAGAGUUACACAAAAUUCGCGGGAAGAACCAACAACGACGUUAAUGUUAAACGAUACUCAGCACGAAGGCCCAACCACACCGGCAACCAUAAACCCUAUAAUCGAUCCAUAAACGAUAAUAUGACGAUUAUCUAUGAUAAUCUACAUUUAAUAAGACUUUUCAAUGUCUGUCAAACUUAUCGAAGGAAACGAUCGAUUGAAUGAGUUUUCAAAGCGAUUUACGCUUGUUGCUGUUCCAUUACAAGUAGAUGACGCUAUUUGCUGGUCUGUUAAAGCCAGUAUCGGUAAUGCAGAACCUAGCUUGUUCGAUUUGGUAGGUACACUUUUUAAUGGAAGAUGUUUCAAAAGAAUGUGUUAGCAUAUAGCUUUAAUAUGCGUGUUUAAUUAUUCUGUUUAUAGUUUGUUGUAGAAUAACUGAGAGAAAAUGUAAAUGGAUAGAUAGAUUAUUUAAUACUUCUACUUUAUAAUAUAGGUCGUGCUUAUAAUUAAAGAUCACAGGAGAAGAAUAUAACAAGUAACAAUUUUCAUGUUUUACAGUGGAAUAAUUUAAAAAUUCAAUACGUUGUCAAUUUCUCCAUUUUUAUAUAGUUUUAGUAUUAAAUAUGUGUAUACGUUUGCCAUUUCCUCGAACAUUCCAAAAAUAUUGAUCGUCACGGAGCUUCGUGGAUUUAUUGGCUAUUUGGAAAAGAGUUGUAUCUUUGGAUUUAACAAAUCUUCUUCAGAACUAUGUGAAUCCCCUUCUAACCGUAAAGUAGCAUCAAAAUUUGAAAAUCGACACGAAUAGACUUAUCACGUUUUUUCCUGUGAUCUUCCACCAUGAGAGGAAACAGUUUCAUCUAUAGGUUAACUUUUAAGGGAUUUAUAAAAAGCGCGUUUAUUUAUCAUUAUUGUACAUGUAGUAAGCGUAAAACAGAUAUGGCACAUUCGUGAGGAAAAAUCGAUAUAUAUGUGAAUGUGACUCUGUAGCGAAUAUAACUGUGAAAGCAGCGAAACUCGGAUAUAAGACUAUUUAUUUCGAGAAUUGUUUAAAAUUGUACAGAUACAUUUAUACGACUUGUAAUAAGUAGAAUACUUCUUGUAAGAGCUGUUCACUGCCAGAAUUAUUGUAAAGAACGUAUCGUUGUUUUUUAAUAUUUGAAUUAUCAGUAUCAAUUAUAAGAUAUGAUAUGGGCAAGUGCACUUGUAGUCCUUUUCGAUGUUUAUUAUGUAUGUACCUUCUAACAUGAAAUAAUUCAUUCGUAAGGUUCUAAUUUCAAUACAUAACACUAAGGAUAGAAAUAAUGCUGGGUCUACGCGAGCUACUUGCGAACAGCAGUGUGGACUCAGCCUAACAGGAUGAACAUUCGCUUGAUAUAUCACUACGCUUUCUGUACUCUUCUAUAGAAAUGAAUAAUCACAGCUAGAUACUGGAUCAAAGAAGACUAUCAAAGUUAUCUAGAAUUGUAUCAUUGUAUUGUCCUCUGCUAUCUGAUCUAAAUGUGAUUACAACUCGUGUAACAACCUAUAAUUAUAACCCUAGUAUUUACCGACCGUCAAUUAAACCCGAAGAAUGUAUUUACCGCAGAUGAUAAUAAUCGAUGUUUGAGGUAAAGGAAACUAUACAUCUUCGUCUUAUUUAUGCGAUAUACAUAUAAUUGUUACUGCGACCAGCUGAACUAUUGUAUCACAAAAAUGCCUCUGGAAGACAUUGUUUUUCAUAGAAUUGAUAUACCAUAUUUGUAUGAUGUUAUUGCUUGUAUAAAAGACAUAGUAUCUAAAGGAAAUGGAACAACCUCUAUUGUGAAUUGAUAUUUGUAAUAGUAUAUACAAUUAUGGAUAUAGUUGCAAGUUCUGGUAUCGAUUUUAGCAUAUCCCUUUCACACGUUGGAUAACCUCGAUAUAUCAAUUUGGAAUUUUGUAUAUUAAGAUUUUAUAUGUCGCCUUUAACGGAACGUUUUAUUCAGAAAAUCGUCGAGAACAUCGGCAUCAAUUAAAAAUUUCUAGAGGACGAAUCGUACAAAUUUUAUUAACCAGUUUUUAAAAGGAUAUGGAAAAUUUUCAAGCAGUAAAAGAUUUUUAUUGAACAUUUUCUAUGAGUACAGUUCGUCGAUGAAAAUAAAACUGCUUGAAAUAACCAAUCGAGUAAAUUUGAAAUACGGGAAUAUAUUGUGAAAUGUUAUUUAUAUCGGUUUGAUACGAAACAUUUUGUGCGGUUUCUAAUUGUAAUUAUCUUCGUUAUGAUAAAUAUGUUUAACACGUGUAUUGUACGCGUCACUAAUAAAGAGCUAGUAAAAUACGUUAACCAAUCUGGUGUUCCUUAUCCUUGUUAUCAGUAAUUUAUGAAACUAUAAUACGAUAGCUAGUAACAUUUAUCACAAAAUUGUCCGUGAGAUUAAAUUAAUUUCCAAAAAUGUGGUAACCAUAGUGGUUAAAAUUGAAACGAAAUUUUAAUACUACUAAACUAUAUAUAGGUAGACACACUCCGUAACUACUCACGUGUCAAGUAAUCUCAUUGUUAAAAGGAUUUCAUUGUUCUUUAUGUAAUGUCCGCGUUGAAUAAGCUUUCAUGCCAUAUUUUUGCAUUAUAUGUCAAGAACGUUGCAGUUAAUCUAAUUUUUUCUAACUUAGAGUCAGAGGGAUCAGUUAGCAAAUUAACAUACACAUAUGUAUGUAAAAGUACACACUCGUCUGUGCUAUAACACUAGUAAUGGUCGGAAUUAAAAUGACACGCAUUUACGGAAUUAUGGACCCUAGUCGACUUUUUGAACUACAUACAACAAGAAUCACAGCCAAUCAGCUCGUAUUAUUUUUUAUAUAAUUAAUAAUUGUACCACGUAUAGUAAUGCGAUUAGUAAUUAUAUAUGAAAUAAUACCGAGGUUGUUGCGAGUGGAGAGCCACCCUAUCCACGAUCCCAUCCACCCUCCUCUCAUGCACAAAAAUUUAUUUGUUUAAAAUAUCAGUUUAUAAAAAAAUUCUCCUCUUAGUGUGCGAUUGCAAAACGAUCAAUUCUUUUUGCUAAUGCUAAUCUUGAAAAUAAAAAUAAAUUAAAUCUUAAACCAGCUGUGUAAUUCAAUAUGAGACGCUAUUUCGUGAUCAUAUCAAAUAUUGUACAUUUUCAUGACGAUGAAAGUUCGAUUGACUCACAUUGGCAUGAAAAUGUAGAUAAUUAAUAAUUAAAAUAAAAGAAAAUAAAUAAAA